AUGACUCACGACGACGCGAGGGGAGAUAGUUCGGGACCAGAAGUCACCCUAGUGGAGCAGGGUAUUAUACCAGCUGCGGAUAACCUGUUGGGCGAUGCGACAGCGGCUCCAGAGAUGGUCGGGCUGGUUGCUGCUGCUGCUGCUACCGCUGCCGCCGAAACAAACGACGACUCGAAAGGGAGAAAAGGAAAUCGUUCAAGACCAUGGUACAAAACUCCUUCGGUGUGGUGGCUUUUGCCCAUCACUGCUCUGGGUGCUACGUCCCGGGCAGCAACAAUUGCACCUCGGACCGAACUAUUUAUCAAGUUUGCCUGUGAUGAGCUGAGGCCCGAGUACAGUGUUGACGCCAACCCCACGUAUUGGAAUCCGAGUCCUACGAAUAACACUUUGAUAGACGUACCAGUUACGUUUGUUCACGAGAAUACUACCUCAAGAGACGAGAUUGUAAAAACGACGCUUCAUCAUCCGGAUAAGCGGUGUGCACAGGAUCCGGGUAUAUUCAGUCUACUUACACUCGGCUGGUGGGCACAGUACUCUGACCGCGCGGGGCGGACCAAGGUGCUUGGGAUAUCAGGAUUUGCCAUUCUCGUGGCGGAUGCUCUACUGUUUUUAGUCGCGUUCAAGGGUAAAGUUUUGCCUGGAGGGUAUCGGAUCCUGAUCAUAGGAGGAGCUCUUGAUGGGUUAGCUGGAGGAUUCUCUGCUGUUAUUGCAGCUGGGCACGCGUAUGUUGCGGAUUGCUCCAGCCCGUUAACUAGGUCGCGUAUUUUCAGUUUUUGGACGGGCUGCGUAUAUGCGGGUGCAGCGCUUGGACCGAGCCUUGGAUCGCUGAUCAAUUCGUACUCCAACAACCUGCUCUCGACGUUCUACGUAACUACAGCGGUUCAUACCAUUUAUGGAAUAUUCGUAGCCUUUAUUGUCCCGGAGUCUGUAUCCGAUGAAGCAAGAGCUAAAGCGCGGGAGUUGUACGAAAGGGACAUGAACCCUACCCACGGUCGAUUUCGUCGCCCUGCAACCAGAGAAGUUGCUAUUAACAUGGGGUCAUAUCACUUCAAGUUCCAAUACGCUCUCAAGACAUUUCAUUGGAGCUCGGUUCAACUUGGUCAUUGGCUAAGCCUCGUUGGAUUCUGGCGUGCGCUGUAUCUGUCAGUGAUCCUUCCCGCCAUCCUCAAAGCACUGUAUGCACGGGAGGCACGUCGAUCCAACGGGGAUGAAAGUGACAAUGAAAAGGAGGCGCAGGUCAAGAGGGUCGAUCUGUUGGUGGUUCGCGUAUCGCUUUUGAUCGAUUUGAUCGGGUACAUAUUGAUCGGCAUAGUCACCAGUCAGAUGCCAUUCAUUGGAGCAACGAUCCUGCUUGCAUUUGGAGGAGGGUUUGCCCCAUCUGUUCAGAGCCUUGCGCUAGCGCUCGCUAGCCCCUCUGCACAUAUAGCUAGACGAGGGGCUCGGGCUCAUGGGGAAAGUCUCCCUCCAGGUGCGAAGCAGGAGAUUGGACGGUUAUUUGGGGCGCUCGCUGUUAUACACGCUCUAGGUGCGCAGGUGAUUGGCCCAGCAGUUUACAGCACGACAUUUGGGGCAAGUAUCGGAGUGUACCCUAGGGCAAUAUUCUGGUUAUGCGCCAUUAUGGUUUCGUUGGCGGUUGUGGCUUUCAGUUUUGUGCGGUUGGAGGGUGGACAUGAACCUGAAGACUCGGAACACGAGCCUCUGCUAGCUUAA
Messenger RNA from Rhizoctonia solani, 1710 nucleotides. Its product is annotated as major facilitator superfamily transporter. Gene Ontology annotation, molecular function: transmembrane transporter activity. The transcript is spliced from 10 exons. Gene Ontology annotation, cellular component: membrane. Lineage: Eukaryota; Fungi; Basidiomycota; Agaricomycetes; Cantharellales; Ceratobasidiaceae. Gene Ontology annotation, biological process: transmembrane transport. The record is from RefSeq and is a predicted model, not a curated record. The coding region runs from base 1 to 1710 and encodes 569 amino acids.